Messenger RNA from Arctia plantaginis, 1434 nucleotides. Lineage: Eukaryota; Metazoa; Arthropoda; Insecta; Lepidoptera; Erebidae. The record is from the annotation of a GenBank genome assembly.
AUGGUAUAUUUAAAAACAAAGAAUAGCAAUUACUGGAAGAAGAAGAAUAUAAUUCAGGUUGAAGAUUUACUGUUCAAAUUUAUGUUUGAUAAUCGGUCGAUGCCUGAGAUAUGCAAAGAAAUUUACGAUAAAUAUGAUGCACCUUACAUUGGGACCACUCAGGCAUGUGUUCCUUCACUGAUAGUAAAAACUGUGGAAGACAUUCAAGCUGUGUUUGCUGGCGAUUUCCAAAGUUUUUACAGCCGUGGAAUACAUACUAAUCCAAAUGACAUCUUAUCCGAUAACCUUCUCUUUGCGAGUCAUUUUCCGAGGUGGAAAUUGAUGCGACAGAAAUUAUCACCAGUGUUCACAAGCGCAAAACUCAAAAACAUGUUUUACAUUUUAGAAAAAUGUGCCCGUGAUUUCGUAUCAUUGGUGGAAAGCGAUGAGAACAUGAGAAAAACACCGUUUAAUGUCUUGUAUACUUACACUACAGCGUCAAUAGGGGCUUCGGUAUUUGGUAUUGAUACUCAAACGAAAAACACAAUGAAUUCGCCCUUCUUGGAAAUGGCACGGAAAUCUGUAGAGCCAACCCUUAAAACAAACCUCUUUAUCAUUAUGGCUGACAUGUUUCCAAAACUCUUUAAUUUUCUGAAUCUGAAGUUUUUCGCUGAUUACGAAGACUUUUUUGUCGGUGCUGUAAAAAGUGUACUUGCUGAUAGAAGACUUGGUAAUGAUACAAAACGUUAUGAUUUUAUAGAAACAUGUUUAGAACUGCAAAAAAAUGGCGUGAUGCAGGAUCCUUCAACUGGGUAUGAGAUUGAACCGACUGAUGAAGUAAUGGCUGGUCAAGCAUUUUUCUUUUUCAUAGCCGGAGCUGACACUUCAGCUAACGCGAUGCAUUUUACUUUACUUGAACUUUCAUCUAAUCAAAAAGUUCUUAACAAAUUACAUAAAGAAAUAGAUGCCAUAUUUGUACCGGGUAAGAAUGAAAUAACCUACAAAGAUAUUGAAAACCUACCGUAUCUGGAUAUGGUAUUGAAUGAGGCGAUGAGAAAGUUCCCACCAGUGGGUGUGAUUCAAAGAGAGUGUACUAGAAAUACAGUGUUACCAAGUGGAGUGAAAAUUGAAAAAGGCACUACCGUGCAAGUGCCCGUAUUCGCAAUUCAUCGAGACGAGAAAUAUUUUCCAAAUCCACAAGAAUUUGAUCCCGAGAGAUUUGGACCUGAUAAUUCUAAAGGAAUCACAAAUUACACUAAUUUACCUUUCGGCGAAGGAAACCGGAUUUGUAUUGGAUCAAGGUUUGCAAGACUGCAAGUGAAGGUUGGCCUUGCGUGGCUGCUGCAUCGUUUUACCUUGGCUGAACAAAGUAAUUAUCCUGUGAAAUUCGAAAAAAGCUCAUUCGGGCUGAGAGACCCGACAGCUCGUUACGAUUUGAUACCCAGAAAAGUUUAA